CUUCUACCAGCAGCUAGCUAUGGUAGUAUAAAUACUAAUACCACAGCCAAACCCUACUGUACCCAACCCACUCAACUCACGCAUCUCUCUCUCUCUCUCCUUUCUAAUUCAAAAACAUCCAUCUCAUGGCUCUCUUCUUCUUCUUCUUCUUCUGCUCUCUCUUUCCUCUCUCCCUCUCCUCCACCACCGCCGCCAAUCUCUCUAUCUCUUUCCCUCUGUUCACUCCACACUCUCGCCCAAGCACUACUAACCCUCUCCAUGACUCUCUCAUUUCCAGUAAAUCAGUGGUACAACCCAAAGGCACCCCUUCCUACAACUACAAGCUUCCUUUCAAAUAUUCCAUGGCUCCCAUCGUCUCCCUCCCCAUAGGCACACCUCCCCAGACGCAGCAGAUGGUUCUCGACACCGGAAGCCAGCUGUCCUGGAUUCAGUGCCACAAGAAGGUCCUGCGCAAGGCCCCGCCUCCGGCCUCCAUAUUCGACCCUUCCCUCUCCUCCACCUUCUCCGUCCUCCCUUGCAACCACCCUAUCUGCAAACCGCGAGUUCCCGACUUUACCCUCCCCACCACCUGCGACCAGAACCGCCUCUGCCACUACUCGUACUUCUACGCCGACGGCACGCUCGCCGAGGGAAAUCUCGUCAGAGAAAAGUUCACCUUCUCCAGGGCCACCAGCACCCCUCCCCUGACUCUGGGUUGCGCCCAGGACACCAGUGACACCAAGGGCAUUUUGGGCAUGAAUCUCGGACGCUUGUCGUUUCCUUCCCAAGCCAAAAUCACAAAGUUCUCCUACUGCAUACCCACCCGCCCGGCUCAAACCGGGUCCCCUUCGCCGACCGGGACUUUUUACCUCGGUAAUAAUCCCAACUCGGCAACUUUUCGGUAUGUUGACCUUUUGACUUUCGGUCAAAGUCAACGCAUGCCUAAUUUGGACCCCCUGGCCUACACGGUCGUGAUGCUUGGGGUGAGGAUAGGCGGCAACAAGUUGAGCAUUUUACCUUCGGUGUUCCGGCCCGACGCGAGCGGGGCGGGUCAGACCAUGAUCGACUCCGGAUGUGAGUUGACUUAUUUCGUGGAUGAGGCCUACAACAAAGUGAAGGAAGAGAUCGUUAAAUUGGUGGGGCCAAAAUUAAAGAAGGGGUACGUGUAUGCGAACGUCGCCGACAUGUGUUUUGACAGUAAUAUCGGACCGUUGAUAGGGGACAUGGUGUUGGAGUUUGAUAAAGGGGUGGAGAUUGUGAUAGCUAAAGAGCACAUUUUACACAAUGUGGAGGGCAAAGUGUGGUGUGUGGCGAUCGGCCGGUCCGACAUGAUCGGCGCGGCCAGUAACAUAAUCGGCAACGUUCAUCAGCAGAAUCAGUGGGUGGAGUUUGAUCUGGCAAAUCGAAGAGUAGGGUUUGGUAAGGCGGAUUGUAGCAUACCGGUGUGAUAGUAUGAAGAAGCAAGAGUCAAUAUCAUGCGCGUUGGUGGACAAACACGAAGGUCAUUUUCGCGAUGAUGUGAUACAAGAGACGUAUAGAGGAGGCGAACUAGCUACUUGCCGUGUAAUAAGUAGUGAUAUUAAUGCUUGGACUAUUCCGAGAAAACAACAAGCUAGAUUGAAACUAAUGUAAAUAGAAAGGAUGUGGGAUAUAUUUCUAAAUUUUCGUUUUUCUUUUCU
Rosa chinensis is the source of this 1658-nucleotide messenger RNA. RefSeq names its product aspartic proteinase PCS1. The coding region runs from base 126 to 1427 and encodes 433 amino acids. The transcript has a single exon. Gene Ontology annotation, biological process: proteolysis. Gene Ontology annotation, molecular function: aspartic-type endopeptidase activity. Lineage: Eukaryota; Viridiplantae; Streptophyta; Magnoliopsida; Rosales; Rosaceae. The record is from RefSeq and is a predicted model, not a curated record.